AUGACCGACGUCGAGAAAGGCAAACAGUUGUCUGAGGAGUCUGGAACUAUCAUCGAAGUCACCCCCGAAGAGUCAUACGAGGUGAACAAGUAUGGCUCGCUGGCUUGGAGGGUUGUGCGCUGGUUUCGUGCAGAAGAAACCGGCGUUGAGCGAGUCACGGAAGAGAUGAGGACAAAUCAUUCCCCGUACUCCAUGGGAAUACUCUGGAUGGCUAUCAAUAUGGUGCCUCUAGGCUGCAACAUUGGUAUGCAAGGGAUCACUUACUACGAAAUGAGCUUCUGGGACUCGGCUCUCUGCAUCAUCUUCUUCAAUCUCCUGGGAGUUCUUCCUGUGGCAUACAUGAGCACCUUUGGUCCAGUUUUUGGCAUGCGGCAAAUGGUUCUUACCAGAUUCUUUGUCGGAUAUCAAGUCAUGCGGCUGUUUGCUUUCAUCAACACCCUGACUUGCAUGGGCUGGUCCACUCUCAACGACAUCUCUGGCGCCAACCUCUUGCAUACACUUGGAGACGGUGCUUUACCACCCUGGGCUUGUAUCCUCAUCUCGGUCAUCCUGACAAUGGUGAUCACCAUGCUCGGAUACAGGACCAUCCACAGAGUCGUGUCAUGGUUUUGGGUGCCCACGAUCAUCGUGCUGUUCGUUUUCAUUGCCAGGAUCAAAAUCUCGGAUUCCUUCUCGACAGGCACCAUGGCAGCUGGUCGUGCCGAGGCCGGUGCCGUGCUGUCGUAUGGAGCAGCUCUAGUUGGCAAUGCUUCAGGCUGGACACUGUUUGCCUGCGAUUACAGCCUGUAUCUCAAACCGACGACGUCCAAGUGGAAACUCGGGCUAUCGGUCUAUGUCGGCAUUCUCUUCACGACCAUGUUCCUCCAGUUGACAGGCCUGGCAGCGGCUGCGUGCACCUACAAGAACGCAUACUUCGCUCAAAUGUACGAAGAACAAGGCGGAGGUGGUCUCUUUUAUGCCAUUCUUGUCCACAACUCUCUCGGCCGCUUCGGAGAAUUCUGCAUCGUGAUGCUGUUCCUUUCCCUGGUGGCAUGCAAUGUCGCUUGCGUGUACUCGGCAUCCUUGUCUGCACAAGCCAUUUGUUCCAAAUUCAGACUGAUUCCUCGAUUCUUCUGGGCCCUGUUGGCCAACAUUGUUGGACUGGUUGUCAGCAUUGUAGCCUUCUACAAGUUCGAUGAAGUGCUCAACGAUAUCCUUGCCAUCAUAUCGUACUUCAUCACACUUUACGUCGGCAUCUUCCUGUCCGAGCAUCUCAUCUACCGACGCAAGCUUGGAUACAAGAUCGAAACUUACCAAAACGCCAGAAGUAUGCCAUUCAGUUAUGCCGCCCUGUUUGCAUUCUGCUGCGGAGUCACUGGCGCCGUCGUUGGAAUGUACGAGGCUUGGUGGACCGGGCCUUUGGCGAGAGAUGUUAGCAGAGUCUUCCCUGGAGACAUUGGGUUCGAGUUGGCUUUUGCUUUUGCUUUUGUUGGGCAUGCGUCCACGAGGUGGCUUGAGAUCAAACAUUACGGAAUGUAG
Messenger RNA from Exophiala xenobiotica, 1518 nucleotides. RefSeq lists its product as uncharacterized. The record is from RefSeq and is a predicted model, not a curated record. Bases 1 to 1518 code for a protein of 505 amino acids. The transcript has a single exon. NCBI's taxonomy places the organism in Eukaryota, Fungi, Ascomycota, Eurotiomycetes, Chaetothyriales, Herpotrichiellaceae. Gene Ontology annotation, molecular function: nucleobase transmembrane transporter activity. Gene Ontology annotation, cellular component: plasma membrane; fungal-type vacuole membrane. Gene Ontology annotation, biological process: cytosine transport; transmembrane transport.